AUGCAUAGCACAUUAUUCGACGCAGAAAUAAAUCAUAAAUUGUCUCAAAAUAUACAUGAUGACUUUGAUCAACAUAUUGAUAGAAUGGGGGCUGGGAUCAUGUUUGGAACGAUUAUAAAUCAACCUACACCAUAUGAAAAUGUUUCUUCGGACAAUAUUGACCGUGUUGACGGUCAGGACGACACCAUAGGCAAUAUCUCUGAAUAUAGCUGUGCUUCCACAAGUAACAAAAAUGAAAAAUCUGAAUUACUUCAAGGUAAAAAGUUUGCUUACACUAACGAAGCAACUUCUUUCUUUUCCAGUAUACUAGAGGCCUUUGAUGAUGGCAUUCCUCUUAAUACGCAAAGGUUUGAUGGAUUCCAAGACGCUGAAGAAAGAUGGCAAGAUAAAAAUUUGCCCUCAGUCCCAAUGAUUUCUUCAAAUAGUUUCAUUUAUUCAAUCGCUGGGACAGCGUCCUCUGCCGCUAUUGACUCUCAUGUGUCGCAAGAAAUGCAAAAUCUUCUUUCGCCUCACGUAGUUAACCAUAAUAGCUCCGCUGUAUCUAAAGAGGCUCCACCUAUUUUGAAUAAAGAUGUAACCUCUCCAAUUUCUCCUCAAAUAUUCACUUCUCCCACGUCAGCUACAGUCUCUUCUUCAGGUAGUGAGUCACCUGAAGAAGAGCUUCUGCCUGGAAAAGAUGGUUUAUACAGGAAAAAAUAUUGCUGUAACGUUUGUGGGAAACGUUUCAAGAGGCCCUCUUCCUUGAGUACACACACUAAUAUACAUACUGGAAAAAAACCAUUCCAUUGUCCCCUGGCAAAAUGUACAAAGACUUUUAAUGCUAGGUCAAACAUGUUGAGGCAUUAUAAAGCUCAUUUCAAGUUAGCGUCAGGCGUAUACUUAUUACCAAAUGGUGAAAUAACGGCCAAUCAGCCAUCAACAAAGCAACUUCUAGUCCCCUCGAAGCGUAUAAAUACUCGUGGGAACUAUGUAGCCGUGAUUCCAAAGGUAUAG
Kazachstania africana CBS 2517 is the source of this 993-nucleotide messenger RNA. RefSeq names its product C2H2-type zinc finger protein. Gene Ontology annotation, cellular component: nucleus. NCBI's taxonomy places the organism in Eukaryota, Fungi, Ascomycota, Saccharomycetes, Saccharomycetales, Saccharomycetaceae. The transcript has a single exon. The record is from RefSeq and is a predicted model, not a curated record. Bases 1 to 993 code for a protein of 330 amino acids.